UUGCAAUUCGCGACUCGGUGCAUUCGGUCGACACCGCACGUGGUAUCCCUAGCUAUCAUCUCUACUUACGACAAUCGUACCACGACGGUCACCGAGUUGACAACCAUCUGCCACAUAACAUUUGCCAGCUGGCGUUGGUGUUCUACACAACUCGAGCCUCGAGACCCAGAUCUUCAGGGGACAUGCCUCUAGCAGCACGGAACAGCCUUCUGAUCAUAGUACCAAGCUCACUCCAUCGACCAUUCCACAAUUUGCCUCUUCAAACACAAAGCGACAAGUGAGCUCACCGCACUACCAUCCAUGAAGGGUUUCUCGUUCAUCACUGCUUCCACCCUCGCCAUCAUCUCCACAGCUAACCGCGUUGCCGCCACGGCCACGGGAGGCGUCUGCUACGAUCCUGAUCACGUUGACUCCGCCACAGAAGCCACCAUCUCCGCCGACUUCCAGACCAUCAAGGAGAAAGGCUUCGAUCUCGUCCGAACCUACACCACCACGUACGGAUCCGCCGACAUGGCCACACUGGCCAUCGCCCAGGGCCUCAACGUCUCACUCGGCGUUCCUUUCGACAACGAAAACCCUAGUGCCACCGCCGACUACGUCACAGCCGCCAUCUCGGCCGGUUCACUCUCCAACGGAUCAGCCAGCAUCGUCCAGAUCUUCGUCGGUAACGAGAACUUGGCCUCCGUCGAUCAAGUCCCGUCCGAGAUGCUCAGCUACAUCACCCAACUACAGGAGGCUCUGCCCAAUGUGCCCAUCGGCACCGUACAGCGCAACACCGAGAUGCUCGACUCGUCUCGAUACAACGCCAUCUCGGGCCUCGCCGAUCUCUUCACAGCCUGCGACGUCGUGGGCGUCAACAUCCAGCCUGUCUUCACAGCCGACACUGCUGCGACCGACGCCAUCACACUCGUGUCUAACCAGUGGACGGAACUGCAAAACAGCGACACCGAGUCGCGCUUUCCCGGUCUGGCCGACAAGUUGGCCAUCACCGAGACAGGCUGGCCCAGUGCCGGAUCUGCAGACGGCAACACGGGCUCCGUCACUGGUGCUCAGCAGUUCUACUCGGACUACAUGACGUGGGCCGCCGAGAACCUGGACGCCUCUCGCAGUCAUUACUUCCAAAUGUUCGACCUGCCGUCACGCACCGACACGGUCUUCGAGGCGCACUUCGGCAUCUGCGACCAAGACAGCAACGAGAAGUUCACGCUGUAGAAAAUGAUAAGAUGUCGACAACCAAUUGAAGGUUCCUACAGUCAAAUACUAGAGUGUGUACCUGUUAAUCAUUAGUAAGCGUGAUUCAAAUC
Messenger RNA from Phytophthora nicotianae INRA-310, 1304 nucleotides. RefSeq lists its product as hypothetical. The coding region runs from base 301 to 1212 and encodes 303 amino acids. The transcript has a single exon. The record is from RefSeq and is a predicted model, not a curated record. NCBI's taxonomy places the organism in Eukaryota, Oomycota, Peronosporomycetes, Peronosporales, Peronosporaceae.